AUGCAGAUGAACUUGGGAAAAACCCUGAGGAUCAAGGGCAAGCUGUCCAAUGAUGUUGAUCAAGUAGCAAUUAAUCUGGGCCAAAGUGCUGAGAAAAUGAACCUACAUUUCAACCCACGCUUCAAAGAAUCCUACAUUGCCCUCAACUCUUUCAAUGGCAGCUGGGGUGAGGAGAAACGUGUACCAAUCAACUGCUUCGGCCCAGGGUCAGAGGUCACGUUCCAUAUAACCUUCGAGACACACCAAUUCAAAAUAAUGCUGCCUAAUGACAACGUGGUGACCUUUCCGAACAGGAUGGACAACUGCCAGCUGAGCUACCUGCAUGCAAAUUUUACAAUCACGAACAUGCAGAUGAACUUGGGAAAAACCCUGAGGAUCAAGGGCAAGCUGUCCAAUGAUGUUGAUCAAGUAGCAAUUAAUCUGGGCCAAAGUGCUGAGAAAAGGAACCUGCAUUUCAACCCACGCUUCAAAGAAUCCUACAUUGUCCUCAACUCUUUCAAUGGCGGCUGGGGUGAGGAGAUACGUGUACCAAUCAACUGCUUCGGCCCAGGGUCAGAGGUCACGUUCCAUAUAACCUUCCAGAAACACCAAUUCGAGAUAAUGCUGCCUAAUGACAACGUGGUGACCUUUCCCAACAGGAUGGACAACUGCCAACUGAGCUAUUUGCAACAAUCCUGUUUCCGUAGCAUGCUGUUGCCCCCUGGCGGCGUGUUGGAGAACCUGCCUGUGACACUGCUCGAGGCAUCCUGUUCCCAGGGAGUUCAAGUGCAUCCCGGCUGGGGAGCCACAGGUAAUCUGGAGAAUCAGAACCGCAGUAUCCUCAUCUAA
This is a messenger RNA of Chrysochloris asiatica (Cape golden mole), 828 nucleotides long. RefSeq names its product 32 kDa beta-galactoside-binding lectin-like. Bases 1 to 828 code for a protein of 275 amino acids. Gene Ontology annotation, molecular function: carbohydrate binding. Lineage: Eukaryota; Metazoa; Chordata; Mammalia; Afrosoricida; Chrysochloridae. The transcript has 8 exons. The record is from RefSeq and is a predicted model, not a curated record.